AUGUCUCUGGAAUGGCUGGCAGGAUGGAGCGGGUCUCUGGACCGGCUGAGGGACUUGAUCGCCGGUGGGAUCCAGUCUGUGCGGGACUGCGACACCACCGCCCUGGGCACCGUGGCCUUCCUGCUGGCCAUGUUUGUGUGGUACUGCUACCACGUUGGGCGGGAGCAGCCCCGGACGUACGCUCUGGGGAACUCUCUCCUGCAGGGGGUGGACACCAACGGCCUGCAGAAUGGCUACACCCACUGCCACUCCCCGGAGUGCGUCCGCUGCGCCCACAACGACGGCCUGAACCAGAAACUCUACCACAACCUGCAGGAGUACGCCAAGCGCUACUCGUGGUCUGGGAUGGGCCGCAUCCGCAAGGGCAUCCGCGAGCAGGGCCGCUACCUCAGCAGCCGCCCCUCCAUCCAGAAGCCAGAGGUCUUCUUCCUGCCCGACCUGCCCACCAUGCCCUACUUCCCCCGCGAUGCCCAGAAGCACGACGUGGAGCUGCUGGAGCGCAACUUCCAGACCAUCGCCUGCGAGUUUGAGGCCCUGUACAAGGCCUUCUCCAACUGCAGCUUGCCCCAGGGCUGGAAGGCCAACAGCACGCCCAGUGGCGAGUGGCUGACCUUCUACCUGGUCAACCAGGGCACCUGCGUGCCCCGGAACUGCCGCAAGUGCCCCCGGACCUAUCGCCUGCUGGGCAGCCUGCGCACCUGCAUUGGCAACAACGUUUUUGGGAAUGCCUGCAUCUCCGUCCUGACGCCGGGUGCCGUUAUCGCGGAGCACUACGGACCAACCAACAUCCGCAUCCGCUGCCACCUGGGUAGGCACCUUCGGUUUACCUUCAGUUCUGGCCUCCUCCCUUUCAGGAGAGCCUCCCUUGACUGUGCCCUUAGCAGUCAGGGGCUCUGGGCACAGACAGAGCAACCGUCCUGGACGGAAGCACAGCAGCUUGGAGGGCAGCUCAGCCCCCUUACCUGCUGGGUGGCAAAGCUUCUGGUGGGCAGCUCUGGGGAGCAUCAUGAAAGCGAGGCUGACCUGUGGCCCUCCAUCUGUUGCUGGACUCCAGCUCCCAGCGGCCAGCCUGCCCAAUGGUCAGGGAGGGCAGGAGUUGGGGUCUGCAUCUGGAGAGGCCCCACAGCUACCCCAUCCCUGCCUUGCUGUGGACUUUGCAGAAGUUGAGGCCUGAAAAGGAAGCUUUGCUACUUCUCCAGGGGAAAUUUUCCCUUGAGGUGUGUGAGCCCUACACCUUACAGGUGCAAAGAGCACACACACCCCACUCCAUACUUUGUAGGGUGGUGUGGUCCAUGGAUCUGUUCCUUAAAGGAGGGAGAAAUUCUAUAGGUCCUUUAAAACUGACGUGGGUUUCUUCCAGACGUCAUGGCCCUCUGCAAAUUGUUCAGGGUGCAGAGUUCCUUUUCAAGUCCUCUGUUUCCCAAGCAAUUGAUGGGCAGCCCCCUAAGAGUUAGAACAGCGGAUUAUGAAAUGAGGAAACGCUGGGAAUGCAAAGGGGGCCAAAAAUCCACAGUAGUCUUGGGAAUGGGCUCCCUCCGAAGGUGCUGGAGUCUCCUGCGCUGGAGAUGGUGGCAAAGAGGUUGUGGGUGGCCAUCUGCCAAGGAGUCUUUAGCUGCGAUUCCUUCAUUGGACCAGAUGCCCCUUGGAGUCUACUACAUCUCUACAAUGUCAGGAUUCUGUGCUUUCCUUUCCUUUUUUCCAUGCAAAAGUCUGCACCCGACUGCAUUUCCUGCCUUGCUUUCAAGUAGAUAGCAAACGCAGCUCUCAUUGUUUGCUGGGUGCAACUCGUGCUGCCAGGCUGGGCUGCUGCCAUAGCAACCCCUGAGGCGGUCUUGCGUGCUUCCAGCCUGCCAGCCGGCCAAUCUGAGACUGAAGCCUGGCGGAUGCCUCCCUGCCUCCCAUUAAAAGUGCCACAACGGCUGGUCUCGUUCAGCCAGGUAGGGCUGGCGUUAAGCGGGGUCAGUCUUGCAGGGAGCUUGGCCUGGCGACUGCAAAGUAUUUGGGUCAUGAGCUUUUUUGAAAAAAGGAUUGGACAUGUUUGUGAAGGACAGCUCUAGGGCUGUUGCCGUGCCAGCCUAUUCAAAGCCUCCCUGUCCCGAUGCCAUCCCAGGUGCCAGAGAGGCAGAGCGGUGUAGUGGUUGGAGAGCUGGACUAGGUCCUGGGGGACACCAGGGUUUGAAACCCCCGUCAGCCACGAAACUCACUGGGUGACCUUAGGCCAGCCUAGCCUUCCUCACUGGGUUGUUGUGAGGAUUAAAUGAGCUGGAGAGCGCCAUAUAGGCCACAUGAGCUCCUUGGAAGAAAAAAGGUGACUAAUAAUAAUAAUAGCAUAGGGGGAUGAUCAUCUCCUUGGUGCCCCUCAAGACCUCUUCCUAGCGGAAAGAGUACGCUGGACCUGGUGAGCUCUGGAUCCACCCUGGCAAAGCAGCCCCUCUGCAGCAAGCCCAGGACUGCAAAAGGUAGAGGGCAAGAUUGUAAAAUCCACCCGCCUUCAGGGAACAAGGAAACGCAGGUGCUUUGGCUGGCUGGUGUUUGGCUGCUCCCAUUGCCGUUCCUCCUUGGCUCUGCCCAUCAUGCAUCUUCUUUCUUCCUGCAGGACUGAAGACCCCCAGCAAUUGUGAACUUGUUGUGGGAGGGGAGCCCCAGUGCUGGGCGGAAGGGCGCUGCCUGCUCUUUGACGACUCUUUCCUGCACACGGCAUUCCACGGUGGUAAGUCUGAAGCCCUGACACACCCAGAGGCUGGAGUGUGCCCUGAGGUGUUUUCCCAAGGGGCUGAUGGGGGAGGGGAGGGCUUUGCUGGAAACAGGUGUGUGUAUCCCCCCUAGCUCCACGUGAUUCCCAAGCGCUGAGAAGGAAGACCCUCUCUCUGCCUGACUCCUUGCAAAGCUGCCUCAGUAUGUCCCAUGCAACUUCUGACCCUUGCAGUCAGCUUCUGCAGGUCUAAAUGACAUUUCAGGUUGUUGGAAAAGGUACUUGUGUGCAUGAGCAUGGGAGAAAUAUGGAGGAGGGCAGGGAGAGACACUUUCAAGUGUUUCUUCCCACCGCCUUGAGGGCUAGCAGCUUGAUUUUUUAAAAGAAUAAAGAUAACACCAGGCCUGAGUGCAUGGUCCUGUGAAGCGCUCCCUAGUCCUGUUCCCUCUUGCAUGCUGAUUAACCAUGGGAUGCACAGAAUACUGGGGACUCUUUUCAGCAGAGCACAAAGGGGGCGCAUCCUAACAGUGUUCUGACCAGAGCUGGGGAGGGGCUUUAUCCUGCAAGACACAGAAAACACAUUAUGGUUCCAGCCGGCCUUAGUGGGGCUGCUGCUCCUGCCCCUCCACUGAGAUACAGAGGGAGCAUUCAAUCAUACAUUCACAGCCAUAGGAGACCUCAUUAAACUGAUACGGCUGGGAACUGUAGUUUGUGAAGGGGCUGAGAGUUGUCAAGAGGCCCUGCCAGAACCGUUUAUGGUGGCAUCGUAGUACCCUAAAGGUAUGGUAGUAAGAGAGAUGGGACCUGGCGACCAAACUCACCCGCUGAACUGCUUGCCCUUCCUUUUCUUCCUCCAGGUGCCCCCGAGGAAGGACCCCGGGCCGUAUUCAUGGUGGACCUCUGGCACCCAAAUGUCGCUGCUGCCGAGCGCCAAGCCCUUGACUUCAUCUUUGCUCCCGGACGAUGA
Podarcis lilfordi (Lilford's wall lizard) is the source of this 3659-nucleotide messenger RNA. Lineage: Eukaryota; Metazoa; Chordata; Lepidosauria; Squamata; Lacertidae. The record is from the annotation of a GenBank genome assembly.